Messenger RNA from Manis pentadactyla (Chinese pangolin), 856 nucleotides. It is a transcript of the gene PIGH, whose product is annotated as phosphatidylinositol glycan anchor biosynthesis class H. The coding region runs from base 7 to 705 and encodes 232 amino acids. Lineage: Eukaryota; Metazoa; Chordata; Mammalia; Pholidota; Manidae. Gene Ontology annotation, cellular component: glycosylphosphatidylinositol-N-acetylglucosaminyltransferase (GPI-GnT) complex. The transcript has 4 exons. The record is from RefSeq and is a predicted model, not a curated record. Gene Ontology annotation, biological process: GPI anchor biosynthetic process.
CCGGAAAUGGUCCAGAGCCGGCGAGAGGACGCGGGCGGGCAGACUAGAGCGGCUGGGUGCAACCGGGCCGGUGGGGCCGAGCCGGCCAUGGAGGAUGAGCAGAGCUUCUCAGAUAUCUGCGGCGGUCGCCUGGCCCUGCAGCGCCGCUACUACUCCCCGUCCUGCCGGGAGUUCUGCCUCAUCUGCCCUCAGCUCUCGUUGCGUUCGCUUACCGCUGUCACCUGCACCGUGUGGCUAGCCGCCUACGGACUCUUCACCCUCUGCGAGAACAGCAUGAUCCUCUCUGCUGCCAUCUUCAUCACCCUCUUAGGCCUGCUUGGUUACCUCCAUUUUGUGAAGAUUGAUCAGGAGACUCUGUUAAUUAUUGGUUCCCUUGGCAUCCAGUUGACUUCAUCCUAUGCCUCAGGCAAAGAAAGCACUACCUUCAUUGAGAUGGGCAAGGUGAAGGAUGUUGUUAUUAAUGAAGCUAUCUACAUGCAGAAGGUGAUUUACUACCUCUGCAUUUUAUUGAAGGAUCCAGUGGAACCACAUGGGAUAUCGCAAGUAGUACCUGUCUUCGAGAGUACCAAGCCCCGGCUGGACUGCUUGAUUGAAGUGUACAAGAGCUGCCAGGAGAUUCUGGCACACCAGAGAGCCACAUCAACAAGCCAACAAGUCCCAGUGUUGAGAAGGCCAGUCCUGUCUUCCAUGGGAGAUGACUCCUAAGCCAUAGUGGCUAGUUUAUUUUCUGUAUUCUAAAUCAUCAGGGGGACAACAAUCCUGGGACCCAGUAUGGGUGCAGUGGAUCUCAGAGCCAUAGAGCAGGCAACUGGAAACCUAACUCCCUGUGUGAUGUUGAACAAAGUAUUUAUAUGUA